Guillardia theta CCMP2712 is the source of this 1431-nucleotide messenger RNA. RefSeq lists its product as hypothetical. Gene Ontology annotation, biological process: transport. The transcript has a single exon. Lineage: Eukaryota; Cryptophyceae; Pyrenomonadales; Geminigeraceae. Gene Ontology annotation, cellular component: membrane; Golgi apparatus. The coding region runs from base 1 to 1431 and encodes 476 amino acids. The record is from RefSeq and is a predicted model, not a curated record.
AUGCCAGCCAGCAAGGGGUUUGUUGCAUGGUUGUUUGCCUGGGUGGUCACGAUGCCUUGGAUUGUCCAUGGCUACAGGGGAUCAUUCAAUCUCACCAUUAGCUCGAAGACAAGAAUGACCAAGAUCACGCCGUUCUAUGGGACAGAGCGGAACGGCAAUGCAUCCAUUUCCGUUCAGAUUGGCGGCGUGGGUAGGCCUCGGAAACCGCCCUCCGAGUAUGUAAAUAUGUACCUGGCUGUCUUCAAUGCCAAACAGUGGAUCGACUACGACCUCAGCUCGUACGGGUCAGGCUCUGAUGAGGGUUCUCCGUGCUCAACAGACGAUACGCAUCAGUGCAUCCAACUUUGUAGCUUGCCCUCGGUCAAACGGUUCCAAGUAUGGGGAGAUCCUUACAAGCGCAACACAGGCCGGCAGUUCUACUCGUUCCCACUGACAGAGAGGACAGAGUAUACCAUCGUCCUCUUCUCCUGCAGCUCGCAGGCGCAGACUGAACUUGUCAAUGUUGUCAUGGAUGUAGUUUUGCUGAACCCGGACGGAAAGCACCUGUCCAUUGAACGCGCUCCACUGGAGAUGAUUUAUCUGUUGGACCUGAUCUGCUACGCAAUGUUGACAUUCUUGUGCAUUGUGCAAAGAUUUUCGGUCUACAAAGGAGUGAGAUUGCACACGAUCUUCGUUGUCACUCUCUGCAUGAAACUCUUCCAGGUGAUAUUUGAGAUGGUUUACUACAGAAAAAUGUCUACAACAGGAAUUGAUGACGUUGCGUUGCUUGAUGCAACAAGGAUGUGUGACAUCAUGACGAAUGCAGUCUUUCUCGCUCUGCUGCUACUCAUCUCGCUAGGUUGGACCAUAACACGUGAUCGGCUGACAAAACGAGAGAAGCAGCUCUUUUGGGUGUUCUUCUCAAUGUACGGGGUUUUCGGUCUGAUGCAUUCAAUCUGCAACGAUCCGAAUUACUGUCAGAGCUUCCUCCUUGCUUUCUAUGUCGUCAAGUUUCUCAUCACUUUCUGUAUCAUAGUAGCUCUGAACGCCAACCUCGAGCGGUUGCGGGCUGGGACUCUUGAACUGUCUCGUCCCUUGACUCCAACGCAGCUUUAUUGCAAGAUCUUGAUCUUCUACAACGUUCGCUGGACAUUUCUUGCGAUCCUCGUCUUCCCCAUAGCCCUAAUGUUUGUGGAGGUAGCAGUUUUGACAUGGGAACAGGCAUGGAUUGGUAUUCUUCUGCAGGAAAUCCUUUACCUCUCGGUCUUUGUGGUAAUUGCGCAUACAUUCAAGUUUUACAAGCAAGACCAAUUGAUGCAGUCCCAGCCUCCAGCUGUUCAGGAUCCUCCAGGGAUUUCUCAAGACAACAGUGGAGGCCAGCCUGAGGACCAAGCGGGGAAUCAAGCAAAUGGAGCUGAACAGCAGCAGACAUCUCCGAGAGCUAAUGAGUGA